This is a messenger RNA of Durio zibethinus, 1060 nucleotides long. Its product is annotated as sm-like protein LSM4. NCBI's taxonomy places the organism in Eukaryota, Viridiplantae, Streptophyta, Magnoliopsida, Malvales, Malvaceae. Gene Ontology annotation, molecular function: RNA binding. Gene Ontology annotation, biological process: mRNA splicing, via spliceosome; nuclear-transcribed mRNA catabolic process. The record is from RefSeq and is a predicted model, not a curated record.
UAAAAAAUAAGAAUGUGAAUUGCGGUAACCGUCUCAAUUCCCGUCCUAUUUCCCUCAAAAGCAAACUUCUUUUAUAUAAAAACAGUCAGAUCGAAUUCAUAAAAAAAUAAAAAGUGAUAUCAGCUAAAGGCUUAGUUGUCAGUCUCUUCUCAACAGUCAACCCUCUUCUUCGCUUGUCGAUUUUUUGUUCUUCUCUAGGUUUCCACUUUAUUAAAAAAAAAAAAAAAGAUGCUUCCUCUUUCUCUUCUAAAAACUGCACAGGGCCAUCCUAUGCUGGUGGAACUGAAAAAUGGGGAGACCUAUAAUGGACAUUUGGUCAAUUGCGACACUUGGAUGAACAUCCAUCUUCGUGAAGUUAUCUGUACUUCAAAGGAUGGAGACAGGUUUUGGCGAAUGCCCGAAUGCUAUAUCCGUGGAAAUACAAUAAAAUAUCUUCGAGUUCCUGAUGAGGUAAUUGAUAAAGUUCAGGAAGAAACGAAGAGUCGUGCUGAUAGGAAGCCUCCCGGUGUAGGCCGUGGCAGAGGCAGAGGUAGAGAAGAUGGUCCUGGUGGAAGGCAACCAAAAGGAGUUGGGCGUGGGCUAGAUGAUGGUGCUAAGAGUGCAGGGGGAGGCCGAGUCAGGGGUGGUUUGGGUGGAAAGACAAGUGGAGGCAGAGGUGGUGGUCGAGGUCGAGGUUGAUUUGAUGCUGCUUUAUUUUGGGGUAACGUUGCUAUUUUAAGAAGCAGGUUGCAUCCAAUUGACUCAAGUGGCGGGUCAAUUCUAUCAGGGUGGUUGUCUUAAGUGCCAAAUAUUAGGUAGCAUACUGGCUCUUCUCGUCCUAAAAGGUUAGGUGGUUGAUAUUUAAACUUUAAGAGCAAAGGUUCGAGAUCUGGCACAGAAAAAAAAAAAAAAAAAGAAAAGGAAAAGAGGGAGCAUUGCAGAACUCAGUUAAGGAUGUUUGUAUUGUGGUUUGUUAUUUACCUUCGUGCGCUUUCACUUAUUAAGGUUGUAGCUUGUAAGACAAAUUGCUGUUAGAUUUAUGCGUUAAAAAGUUAAAUGAUUAUCUCUCUGCUUUUUGUUU